AUGGCGUCUCCUCCUCCUCAGGGGGGCCCGAUGGCGAUCGCGACGAGGCUCCGGAACCAGCUCCAGGCCGUCUACAAGAUGGACCCGCUCCGGAACGAGGGCCUCUCCUGGUGGCCUUCCCCUCCCCCCGGGGUGUGUGUGUGUCUGUGCCUGCCUGCCUGCCUGCGCUCAGCCCACGUUGGGAUCCCGGUUCCCUGGAAGAGGCGGAGGCAGGGACCGGGAAGGGGGGGGGGAAGGCUGAGGCAUGCCAGGAGAGCAGUUUGCAAGAGCUGCAUCGUGAAAUACCUGCAGACAAGCAAGUACUGCCCCAUGUGCAGCACCAAGAUACACGAGACGCAGCCUCUCCUCAACCUCAAGCUGGACCGGGUCAUGCAAGACAUUGUCUUCAAGCUGGUGCCUGGCCUGCAGGAGAGUGAGGAGAGGAGAAUCCGAGAGUUCUGCCAGUCUCGGGCGGGCAUGGAGCGUGGGAACCAGCCCAGCAGUGAAGGUCCUGCCUCUGACCGUGUUGGACUGCCUUGUGCCGCUUUCGACCACUCCCGUGCGCAUUACUAUCGCUUUGACGAGCAUGUGCUGCUCUGCCUGGAGAAACAGAGCUCUGGAAAAGAAAAGAACAAGCAUAUCCUGCAGCACAAAUACGUCCGAUGCUCAGCACGGGCCCAGAUCCGCCACCUCCGCCGAGUGCUGUGUUGCCGCCUGGAGCUGGCUUUGCCACAUGUCCAUAUCCUCUUCAACAAUGAGUUGCUGCCUGAUUCCAUGACACUGAAACAGCUCUGGCUUUCCCGCUGGUUUGGCAAGCCGGCCCCGUUGCUGCUCCACUACAGCGUGAAGGAAAAGAGGAGGUAGGGGCCCAGCUGGCAGGGCCUUCACCAUCAGCACCACCAUCAGCACAAACACACGCACACACACACGCACACACACGCACACACACACACACAGACGGGGGAGGGCGCAGCAGUCUGUAGCACCCAUUCCUCACCCCCAUACACCUUAAUUUAAGCAUCUUUUCUCUUAGAGAUGGAAUUUAUUUUUUGAAUAAAAUAUCUGAAAAGCUC
Pogona vitticeps (central bearded dragon) is the source of this 1052-nucleotide messenger RNA. Lineage: Eukaryota; Metazoa; Chordata; Lepidosauria; Squamata; Agamidae. The record is from RefSeq and is a predicted model, not a curated record.